This is a messenger RNA of Pomacea canaliculata, 3624 nucleotides long. RefSeq lists its product as uncharacterized. Lineage: Eukaryota; Metazoa; Mollusca; Gastropoda; Architaenioglossa; Ampullariidae. Bases 1516 to 3213 code for a protein of 565 amino acids. The record is from RefSeq and is a predicted model, not a curated record. The transcript has 15 exons.
UGAUGAAGGCACAGUCGUCACCUGCUGUGUUGUCAUGCCAACAACUACGGCCCAGGAUACAGGAUCGUGCAAGCCGUCCAGCUAUGGGUCAUAAAUGCCACAACCACAAAGAAAGGGCUAUCGACGAAGACUGCUGUCUUUUGAGUGAGGAAAACAGACUUUUGAAGAAGUGUCUGCACCUCUUGAGAGAGAACUCUGCUCUUGAAAUAUCUACCAUUUUGUCUGCGAUCAUUGCCUUCUGUAAUGGGAAAUUCCGUAAGAAGUUUGCAGCGGACUUUGCGGCUGUCAUUGAGAACCAUCAGGAGAAGUUUGAGAAGAAAGCAUCUGAGCCGACAGUUGACCAAUUGGUACAAAACGUCUGCGGUUGUCCGUGCGGACACACGGCAGAGCAACCCGAUGAGGAGAUGUACGCGGCUUCUAAAAGUGUCUCGCCAUCCUGCUGGGAGUUACCCGAGCGGGACUUACCUUUACCAGAGGGCGAGAAGUGGACCCAGACCUACUUCCCAAAGAAACCCCGCUGGCCGCGCCUCAGUAACCCUAUUGGGUAUGACACAGUGGGACAAUCGGCUCACAUUCGCUCUCACCUGAACACGAAAACCCCCAUGGUGACUGACAUGGAGUUUGACCCUUACUACCUGAAAUGUCUGGUGCUGGCGACCUACUACAAGGUUCUGGCCAACGUUAAUAGAUGGGAUGAAAUGGACUACUCUAUGUAUUAUCCCACUGUUCAAAAAACACUCUAUCGGACAGAUAAUGCAGCGGCUAUGUAUGUUCCCACCACGGGCGAUAUUAGGAGCAAGACUUAGCAGGGGAUGGAGGCCCAGGUCGGCAGGUCGCAAGCAAUCUACAAGGUCAGUGUCCAGGCGCUGUCGCCGCAAGAAGAUGAACCUUGUUGAAGAUGAUCUGCAUGUAUCAGCUUGCCUACGAAGACCUUCACCAUGCCAGAGGUAGUUCCCUGAAGGGGUUAAAGGGCGACCAUCAUGUAGGUUUCAACUACCAGAAACAUGUAUGUACAUGUUGUGGAAAUGUCACUCAGACCUAUAGUCCUUGCCGCAGGAAUUCCCGUGAAGGAGAUUCAUCGGCCGUCUGCAGUGAUAGAGGAAUGUCGACAUUUGGUGUAAGAAAAGAUAUCAAACCCAUCUUAGAGCGAGUUAUAAAGAACGUGGAGUUCAUCAAUGGCGAGACUCCGGUGCCAGAGAACGUGAAGUCACUGUCGAUAUCACAUGAGCGCACGUCACGCGUGUCACGCGAUGAGGCGUCAAGGACCCCGAGCCCAGUGAGACAAAUGAGACAAAUGGGACAACUGGGACCAAUGGGACCAAUAGGACAAAUGAGACAAAUGAGACAAAUGACGAAGAAAACACGGAACAGACCAGAAGGUCAUCGUCUGAAAAGCCGCCACUCUCCCAGGAAACCAGCGAGGCGACUGCAGAAACAGAACAGACAUCUACCUCCAAUAACAACCCUCAAGAUUUCUCCACCAGUAGUUGCUGCAGGACGGACUCAAGGGAAACGAUGCAUGGGUACGCCACUAUUGACCCUUUGUACGCUCAGGGUAAACGGAGCUUCCGCUCCCCCGAAUUGGUAGUCGCUCGGUCGUACCGAAGUUGGAACCCUCCGAAGCCAUCCCCGGUAUUGCACAGAAAUAGCCGCUCUGACCAUUGGCUUUUACGUGCGUAUGGCAACAGUCAGAGGGCAGUGUCUGCAUCGCCACCAACCCGCGGGGACCCCGAUGCCAGACCCCCGUACGGCCAUGGCAAACGAUCGGAAGAGUCGACGCCAAGAGGCAGGAUGGGAACACGCAAAGCGGUAAGGGACACGCCCAGAGAAGGAAAGAACAUGCCCAGAUGGGGGAAGGAUUUGUCAAAUGUGGAGGAGGAACCGCUCAGAGAGGGAAGAGAAGAAAGGCCACGUGACUUGCGGCAUUUUUACCAAUCAUCAUCGGUCGACGAUAGAUUUGAACCUCAAGCUUUUAGCAGCCCGUUUGUGGACACUUUGGAUCCGCAAACUUCUUUUGUGGAAACUAACUACGGCAACGAAGUCGACAGGAACUCAUCGUUGACUAGCCCGACCCUUGACCGCGAAGUGCCAGAGAAAGAAGUAAGCUAUGAGUCCAGGACUUGCCUGAAGUCUCCGCACAUCUUCGCUGCAGCCACUCAGCCCGGAGGUGCCGGCAUGAUUAUCUGUCGCACUGAGUAUUUGCAGUCGGGACCCAAGGGUGAGACUGCGUUAGACCAAAAGUCAUCAGCUCCAGUUCCAGACAUGGAUUUUCCAGACAGAAACUAUGUUUCUGCGAAACUUCCGGUGUCUUCUCGCUCCCGUCAUGGGGAGGACGGUCAGGGACUGAAAUCUUUGCAGCCUGCUGUCUACGUCCCUCGUGCACAUGAUGGUAGUCCGUUAUCUCUCUACGAAGAGAAGGAGGAAGGUAGAGCUGACAGCGAUGACAAUUCCGUUUGUUCCAGUCGUGUCUCUUCAAGACAUCAAGACCAGACAUUUGGUGGACAGUCAACCUCUGCCAGUACCAAGAUAUUCCGCACGUCGUUUGAACUCGUGGGUCGUUCCUCGGACCUAAACUUGGCGAAACCUCGCUCGGUCACCCCUAUGGGCGUCGUGAAACAAGCGUGGACGGCUUCCUCGUCCAGCCACAUUACCGUUGCUUCCACUUCCGCCGUGCAGCUCAUCCCACCUGCGCUGAUGACGACAGGCAAGAAUAUCGUGGGCGAGAUAGCCUUCCAGCUGGAAAGGAGGAUACUGGACUACGUCUUCGCCAACCACCUGCCUGCGGUCGAGCUUGAAAGCAGCGGGAUGGCGCGCAAGCGUCGUUUCUAUGGUUACACCGUCAACAACAUCGGGGAAAUGAUCAACCGCGAAGCUCUUUCUGGAGAUUACUACAGCAAAGGAACAGAGCGCAUGCUCAGAGAACGCCUGAGGACUCUGCUCGACAUCUUGACCCCGCUGGGUUACGAUCUGACCGACCACGCCCGUUUUUCUCAGGACAUCAUCAACAAGUACGGGCUUCUUUCUCAUAUACCAGUUACCAAUCCUGGAGACCCGGAAACGGAAGUUGGAAUCAACGGUGUGGAGGUGGAGCAUCUCCAAAAUGCCAUCGUGUGCAUGGCGGAUACAGAAGCAGAGCGCAGCAACCUGCUGCUCAUCCUCGACUGCCUGAGGAUGCUGGCCAUCGAAGAUGGUCGACCGCUCUUUGUGUGGUGAAAUCCAGACAUUACUCGUGUAGCAAGCAAACUUCAUUCUCCUUUUCAGUUCUUUAAAAUUUAUCUUUUAAAAAAAUGAGAUACCAGGGUUUCUUUACCACACGUGAACUUUUGAGAAAACUUUUAUGUCCGAAUCAUUCGAACUACUAUAAACCGAAUGUUUUAGUCGGACAUUUUUUUAAAACUACAGAUUAAUGAGCAGUAGCAGCUGAGCCUUCACUAAUAUCUACAUCUGAGCUCAGACAACAACUUUAGAGUCUGAAAGUUAAAAAAAAAAAAAAGAGAAAACUUUAAAACAACUUUUGUUCAAAGAACAUACAUUCCUGCAGGUGCCACCCGAUUAACCCUGUAUUCCCAUGGGGAAGAUAUUCAUAAUUACUACUGAAUAAAGAAGUUUCCUGACAUCCCCGAA